Messenger RNA from Kalmanozyma brasiliensis GHG001, 858 nucleotides. Its product is annotated as Riboflavin kinase domain, bacterial/eukaryotic. The record is from RefSeq and is a predicted model, not a curated record. Gene Ontology annotation, cellular component: mitochondrion. The transcript has a single exon. The coding region runs from base 1 to 858 and encodes 285 amino acids. Lineage: Eukaryota; Fungi; Basidiomycota; Ustilaginomycetes; Ustilaginales. Gene Ontology annotation, molecular function: riboflavin kinase activity. Gene Ontology annotation, biological process: riboflavin biosynthetic process; FMN biosynthetic process.
AUGCCGGACUCGACAGAAGCCCAAACGCUCAAGUCGCCGACCGCGCCUAGUCAGCGUCCCGAGGUGUGUGGUCCUCACGCACCAGAGCGCCCCUACCCCAUCUACCUUCGAGGCAACGUCGAGAAGGGUUUCGGUCGUGGCUCGAAGGAUCUCGGGUGUCCCACUGCCAAUUUGCCCUCGAAAGUCGUUGAGCCAGGUUCCUCGUUGUCCCGCAACGGCGUCUACUUUGGCUAUGCGCGUGUUCUUCCGCAGGAUGAAGAUGAUCCGUCGCUCACCGACUCUGAUGACGUUGAUCCCACAUCUGCAGGCAUUGACGAUGAGGACAACGAGGUGGUCCUCGGCGCCAGUCCCAUCGGGGAUGAAGGUUUCCUCAACAGCUCGUCCUUGCCGAGGUCGCGCCACAACAGCCGCGGUCAACCUAGCCCAGCAGCCGUCCUCGAAGCAGGCAGGAGGGAUAAGGAGGACGAAGUGAGCCGCGCAGAAGCCUCACACGCACAAUCGGGCUCCUCCUCAUCCACAUCAAGCCGCCUCACCGCCGGUCGCAGGAAAAAGACCAAACGCAUACCUCUGCGAGCCGAAGACUCCAAGGUCUUUCCCAUGGUCAUGUCCGUCGGCUGGAACCCGUUCUACAAGAACACCCGCAAAACAGCAGAGGUCCACAUCCUCCACGACUUUGCCGCCGAUUUCUACGGGUUGGAAAUCCGAGUUGUCGUACUGGGGUAUGUGAGACCAGAGUACAAUUAUGAUACCAUGGAGGCGUUGAUUGAGGACAUCGAGAUGGAUAAGAAGGUGACGGUGAAUAGUCUGGCCAGGCCGCUGUAUCAGGAUUAUGCGCAGGAUCCGUUCCUCGGUCGUUGA